Molecule: messenger RNA, 1049 nt
Organism: Castor canadensis (American beaver)
Lineage: Eukaryota; Metazoa; Chordata; Mammalia; Rodentia; Castoridae
Source: RefSeq, a predicted model, not a curated record
GCAAUUGUCUAAAGUUGGAAAGAAAGGUUCUUUAGAGAAACAGCCUUUUAAAAACAGUACAAACAGCAGGACACUCAAUUUAGGACUCUCCUUCAAUGAGACUGUUGUUGUCUAUCUACUUACAGACAGUGCCGCUGAGGAAGCCGGACUCCAGAUUGGAGAUGUGGUGCUGUCUGUCAACGGCACUGAGGUCACCAGUGUCGAGCAUGCAGAAGCUGUGCACCUUGCUAGGAAAGGUCCAGACAUCUUGACCCUGGUGGUGGGAUCUGACAUCAGCCGCUGUCCCAAUACCCCUUGGCCCACCUGCCGUGGCUACCUGCAUAAGAGGACUCGCUCCAGCUUUGUGAAAGGUUGGAGGAAAAGGUGGUUUGUGCUGAAGCACGAUGGCUGCCUUUACUAUUACAAACACAAAAAGGAUGAAGGAAAAUGUCCACCUCUGGAGGCAAUAAAAUUAGAAGGUGCAGAAGUUGGCAUUGAUACCGGCUUGGGAAAACCCUUUGUGUUUAACUGUGUGCCUCAGUCUGGAAAUAGAUUUUUUUGCCUGUGUGCAACCUCAAACCAAGAAAUGAAAAGGUGGCUUGAGGCAAUGGACAAAGCAGCACAUCCUAUCAACCAGAACCAUGUCUGGGAAGAUGUUACACUGCACAACAGCAGCCUCCCACCUCUGGCUAUCAAAAAUCCAGAGUGUCUGGGCCUUCUGCACCAGCUGGACAGAAACAUAGACAUGUGGGUCCAACACUAUUGCAUUCUCAAGGAUGGCUGCUUGUAUUUCUAUGCCAGCAUUCGCUCCACUCAGGCCUCAGGUGGCCUAUAUCUUCAAGGAUAUAGAGUAAGUGAACAGACUCAUAGCUUCAAACAAUCAGUAAUUGAACUCAAACCUCCAUCAGAAGAGUUCAAGACUUUCUAUUUCUGUGCAGAAAAUAAAACAGAAAACCAGCGCUGGAUUACAGCUCUGAAUACAUCUAUUAAAAAAUGGCUUCCUUUGCAUGAGGCUAUUCAAGACUUCAUAAACCGACCACUAGAGGAAACAAGAAUGUGAAAGAUACCCC